CUCCGUUCUCUGUACAAAAAAAACCACCUCUCUCAAAUUCUCCGACGAGCUGCUCUAAUGCUUCUCCACUGCAACGUUACCUACACCUCAUCGUUUUCCUUCAUCUCCUCCUCUCUCCGCCGUCAAGACAACGCCGACGAUUCACAAGAUACAGUAAUCCGUCGCCGGCACAAUGCUAGAUCCCUUUCUCUAUACAUCCGCCAUAAUCGAGACCUAAAGCUUAACAAAAACCCUAACGAAUCUCAAGAAUCCUUCGUUCCUCCUCCUCCUCCGCGAAGAGAUUUAGACGGUGAAGACCGAUCGAAGCUACUUGAGCUCUCUCUUGUAACUAGAAGAACUCCACAAUUUCCUGGUUCAAUCUACGCUCAAUCUGCUUCUGAUGCUGAUGUUGCUUCUUCUCUUCCUUCGCUUCGUAAAUUUCUCGGGUCUGAUGGUGAUGACGAUGGAGAGAGUGAGAGAGAGAUGAUAGUUAAGGCGCUUGAGAUUAGGAGGAAAGUGACGAAAGAGAUUAUUAAAGAGUCUUUGGUGAGGAAAGGUAGAUUUGGGAUUACGUAUGCGACUAAUGUGACUGAUCGUUUGGGUGAUUUCGUUGAUCAUGUUAUGAUUCAAGCUGCGGCGUUGAAGCGGUUGCCGGAAUUUUCAGAGUCGAGGUUCAAUCUUCGCGCCAGGACUGUUAUAGAUGACUCCAAUUUCGUGCCUCUUGUAAGGUGGUUGAAGCACCAUGAGUUUUCAUAUAAUAGAAUUGCGAAAAUCAUAUGCAUGUCAAAGGGAAAUCUUGACUCCAUAAGGAUCAUGAUCGAGUGGUUGAAGACCAUUCAUGUGAAGGGUGAAUUCAUUGGAGUUGCGUUCUUGAGAUCUGGGGACAACAUUUUGCAACGUAGCCGUGAGGAACUUGACGAGAUUGUUGAGUAUCUUGAGAGCAAUGGUGUGAGGAGGGAUUGGAUGGGAUAUGUUGUUGGCCGAUGUCCGGAGUUGUUGUCUUUCAGUAUGGAAGAAGUGAAAAGCCGUGUUGAUUUCUUCUUGAAAAUGGGUAUGAAUCAGAAUGACUUUGGCACGAUGGUCUAUGAUUAUCCAAAGAUAAUUGGGUACUUCUCAUUCGAAGAGAUGGAGAAAAAGAUCAAUUACCUUAAAGAGUUUGGCCUUAGCACAGAAGAAGUUGGGAGACUAUUAGCCUUCAAGCCACACCUCAUGGGAUGCAGUAUUGAAGAAAGAUGGAAGCCUCUUGUCAAAUAUUUCUACUACCUUGGAAUCCCCAAAGAAGGAAUGAAAAGAAUCCUUGUCGUGAAACCAAUUCUUUACUGCAUUGAUUUGGAGAAGACAAUCGCCCCAAAGGUAAGAUUUUUGCAGGAGAUGGGUAUCCCUAAUGAGGCCAUUGGAAACAUGUUAGUAAAGUUUCCUUCUUUACUUACAAACAGCCUCUACAAGAAAAUCAGACCUGUGGUCAUUUUUCUCUUAAGCAGAGCCGGAGUAACCCAAAAGGAUAUCGGUAAAGUUAUAGCAAUGGAUCCAGCUCUCCUUGGAUGCAGCAUCGGGACAAAGCUAGAACCCAACAUGAGAUAUUAUAUAUCAUUGGGAAUUCGAUUUCAUCAACUAGGCAAAAUGAUUGCUGAUUUCCCGAUGCUGCUUCGGUAUAACGUUGAUAAUCUGCGUCCAAAAUACCGUUACUUGCGAAGAACAAUGAUUCGUCCGCUUCAAGUUCUCAUUGAGUUUCCCAGAUUCUUUAGCUACUCACUGGAGCGUCGGAUAAUCCCAAGGCACACCAUUAUGGUUGAGAACAGAGUUAACUUCAAGCUCAGAUACAUGUUGGCUUGUACGGAUGAAGAGUUUGAGAGGAGAGUGAGAGAUAAAGUGGAGAGACGAGAGAGAUUCGAAGCUGGUCUUGACUCCGAGGAUUUGGAUGAGAACAUCUUCGAUAAGGAGAUUGAUUUCUCAGACUCUCCGGAAGAAGAAUGAAGAGGAUUUAGCAUAAUGAAUAGUUCUGGACAUA
Arabidopsis arenosa is the source of this 1987-nucleotide messenger RNA. Lineage: Eukaryota; Viridiplantae; Streptophyta; Magnoliopsida; Brassicales; Brassicaceae. The record is from the annotation of a GenBank genome assembly.